Ananas comosus (pineapple) is the source of this 869-nucleotide messenger RNA. Its product is annotated as protein SPEAR1-like. Gene Ontology annotation, molecular function: DNA-binding transcription factor activity. The transcript has 5 exons. Bases 76 to 672 code for a protein of 198 amino acids. The record is from RefSeq and is a predicted model, not a curated record. NCBI's taxonomy places the organism in Eukaryota, Viridiplantae, Streptophyta, Magnoliopsida, Poales, Bromeliaceae.
UCUCUCUCUCUCUCUCUCUAGAUUUCUCUUGUAGCUAUUUUUGGUUUUGGAAGAGUCCUUGCUUUGUUUUAAGAGAUGGGAAGCAGCAGUUUUGGUGAUUUUGGGUUGAAUGAUAAUAAUAGUAAUAGGAAUAAUAAUAAUAAUGGAAGAUCAUCAUCUGGGUCAUCUAGGAAGGGGAAAAAGUGUGGCCUGGAGAAGCCAAAGCAACCCCAAAGAGGUCUUGGAGUAGCCCAACUUGAAAAGAUUAGGCUGCAAAAUCAAAUGAUGUCCACAUACUUUCCCUCCUUCCAAUCUUCCUAUCAAAGUGAUCAUACUAACAAGCAGGAAGAUAUGAGAACACAUUUGGCAUUUCAAUCAUGUCCGACUUCUUCGAGCCUUCGCCCGAAUAAUUACAUGAUGGGCUUUGGAGAGACUACAACCAAUGACAUCAGAUUUACUGGAUGCCAUCCUAGUGCAACAGCCAGAUCUUUAUCUGCUGGCGAUGAAAUGUUUCUUACCUAUGAUUUUAUGAGACCAAUUGAGACUCUACCACUUCUAGCACAACCAGUUGAGGACUCUGUACAGAAGAGGAGACGGAACGACCGAUGUCGUUCAAUGGGUUCAGUUAGUAAUAACUCUGAUUCAAGUGAUCAGUCACAAGAACUAGACUUAGAGCUCAGAUUAUCUCUAUAAUUAGGUGCAUGCAAGGAUUCAAGUCUAUGGAUGAUUAAUUCCAGUUCUCUCUCUCUUUUUUCUUUUUCUUUUUUUCUUGCAUUGCACAAAAAAUAUCCAGUGUUAAGACAUUUUUGUAUGUAUUUGAGCUCAUGACUCAUUAAAAAGGAUGAAUUUGAUUACAUCUUUUUUCCUUUUUUCCUUUUUUUUUUUUUUAA